Arabis nemorensis is the source of this 348-nucleotide messenger RNA. The record is from the annotation of a GenBank genome assembly. NCBI's taxonomy places the organism in Eukaryota, Viridiplantae, Streptophyta, Magnoliopsida, Brassicales, Brassicaceae.
AUGAGACAAGAAGGUUGGCUCCGGUUAAGCGUAGGCCACGAGGAGGAAGUUAAACCGGAUCCAGACCAUCGGCAACAACAACAACAAACCGAUCCAACGGCUACGAGAGAUUCUUUUCUCGAGCUUAACCUUUUCUCUGGUGGUUCAAAUAGAGAAGAAGAUCAAGUUGGUCUUCCAUUAUCAUCUCUCUUUCAACAUCAAUCUGGAGGAGGAAUGAUGAUUAGUCCAUUGAUGUUCCCUACAAGACCCGAGGAGAUGAAAGUCAUCAUCAUCUGCUUCUUUGAUGAUGCCAUUGAUGGGACCGUACUUUGGUCGCUCCAAUUCUCAACCGCAGUUUAUAGGGAAUAA